Molecule: messenger RNA, 2116 nt
Organism: Aphis gossypii (cotton aphid)
Lineage: Eukaryota; Metazoa; Arthropoda; Insecta; Hemiptera; Aphididae
Product: SET and MYND domain-containing protein 4-like
Molecular function (GO): protein binding
Source: RefSeq, a predicted model, not a curated record
UAUUUUUUAUUAAAUGUUUUUGAAUACCUAUUAUUGAUACUUGUAGUAUAGUGUAUACUGUUUAGUGUUAACUUUUCCAUUAUUAUUCAUCAUGUAUUCUGGUUUUGACAUUAUGGAAAUGUUUAAAAAUGAUAUUUUAUCUUGUACUAAUGAUUUAUUUUAUACUGAUUGUUUUCUUAAAAACGAAAAUAUGGGUGAGGUAUAUAUUGCGUUUGCAAAAUUACCUACGGCUAGGGAUAAAUUCUUAUAUACGUAUAAUCUCCUUAAAAAAUAUAAUAAAUUACCUAUGGAGUGUAAAUUGACAAAUCCCAAAAAUAACAAAAAAGCUAGAAAAAUCAGAGAAAAUGCAAAUUUCAAAUUUCAAAACAGAGACUAUGUCUCCGCUUUUUGUGAGUACAAUAAAAGUGUUAUGACAGCAAAAAUUGAUAGCGAAGACUAUGUAUUGGCUGUGGCAAAUCGUUCGGCUGCCCUCUAUUAUUUAGAAGAAUAUGAAGAUUGUAUCCAUGACAUCCACCAAGCUUUAGCCAAAAAAUAUCCUACUGAACUGGCCUACAAAUUAUAUGAAAGAGAAAUAAAAUGUCUAAAACUUAUAGGGAAAACAUCUCAAGCCAAAUUAAAAUUUAAAGAAUUUUUGUUACAUUUAUCUCGAGCCUUGCUACCUAAAGAAAAGAAAAAAGAUAUUGAAAUGCAAAUUAAAAGGCUUUUAAAUGAAACCAAUAAAAAGGAGACUAAUAAAUUUAAUUUAAUUAAAUUACUAGGAGGUCCAAACAAAAAUAUUCCGGCAUUGUCCAAAUUUGUCAAAAUGAAGUAUUCAGAAUCAAUGGGUAGAUGUUUGGUUGUUUCAUCUGAUAUUAAUCCUGGAGAUGUCCUUGCUAUUGAAAAACCUUAUGCAGGGGUACUAAGGCAAGAAUCCUAUGAACAUAAUUGUCAUAACUGUUUUAAACGUUGUUUGAGUGGCAUACCAUGUUUAAAAUGUACUCUGGUGAUUUACUGUAAUGAAAUUUGUAGAGAAAAAUCUUAUAAGAAUGGUCAUAAAUAUGAAUGUUCUAUGUUUUCGACAUUUAUCAAUUGGCCAAGCAUGGGUCAUAUGGAACAUCUAUCAUUUUACAUAUUCUUAAAAUCAGUUUGUAACUUAGGAUUGGAAAAGUAUAUUGCUACUGUAUGUGCUUUGAAUGCUGAAACUACUGAUCCAAUGAUGCGAGGUUUUAAUAAUGGCAAAUAUUUAUCUGACCAAUUUUGUUCUGUUUACACUUUGGAAGGAAAUGAAACUAAAAGAACUGUGAGUGAUCUAUUUUUGAGACAUUGUUAUGCUGCUGUUAUGGUUUCAAUUAUGACAAUAGCUGGUCUACAAAUACCUGAUCAUCAACUAGGUAUUGUUGGUGAAUCAUUAGUUCAUAUAAUAUGUGCAGUCUCUUCUAAUGCUCAUGGUAUAACACAACCCCCAAAUCGUAAGACAUGGAGUCUAGACCUAGUGAAUGAUAAUAGAUUUAUGCCAGUUGCUUCUUUAUUAAUGCCAGUGUUGAGCUUGUUAAACCAUCAUUGUGAUCCUAAUGUAGUAAGACAUAACUACCAUGGAACAAUAGUCCUUACAGCUAUUCAACCUAUUUCUAAAGACUCACAGCUGUUUGAUAACUAUGGAUUAUUGUAUGCUACACAUCCAAAAAACACGAGACAUCAAUUACUGAAAAACCAAUAUUGUUUUCAUUGCGAAUGUUUUCCCUGUGAAGACAAUUGGCCAAUGUAUGAUGUAUUAUCUAACCAACCAAAAUCAGAGUAUAAAAUAUUUACUGACAUCAGUUCAGAUAUAUUAGAAAAAUCAUCAGCCAAGUUGUAUGAAAUAAUUAACAAAAUUCAAAAAAAUGAAUGUGAUGGUCUUGAAUACAUUCAGUUCUUGUACUCUCAUUUAAAACUUCUUCACGAUAAUAUAAAAAGGCCAAUAGGAGAAUACUGCGAUUGCCAAGAAACUAUUAAAGAAGUUCUCUAUAGUACAGCCAAUAAGUUUAUUAUUGAAGAUGAUUGAAUUAUUAUAAAUUUAAUGGUUGAGCAUUUUUUACUAUUCAAAAUUUUUUUUAACUUCUAUGUAAUAACCAAGAAAACAGGUCUUAUUUCUUUUAAA